Pantherophis guttatus is the source of this 756-nucleotide messenger RNA. Lineage: Eukaryota; Metazoa; Chordata; Lepidosauria; Squamata; Colubridae. The record is from RefSeq and is a predicted model, not a curated record.
ACAAAAGAUUGGAGGCUUCCUUCUGCCGGCUGAAUCAUGGAGUUAUUUCUUCCUGAAAUAAAACUACUGAACAAGACAAGUCAUAGAUAUAAUGGCUGAUAUUCUUGGUCAAUUGAUCAGCAAUGAACUGAAGAGGAGAUAUUGCUGUGAUUUGGGACAGUCUGUCCUAACAAGAUGCUCGUGAUGUGCAUUGGGACUGCACCCCCAUAUUUCCCAUCCUUUCUCCCUGCGGCUAGGAAUGCCGGGAGUCCCCAUCCCAAUGCCUUGGGACGACACAGAUGGGGUUCGCCUCUUUUUGUGUGCCCUUUUUGGGCUUCCUGGUGGCCUCUUUCUUCAUACAAGGCCUGGAAGCAGUAUCUUGUCCCCUGAACUGGUUUCUUUAUGAGCAGCAUUGCUACGGAUUUUUCGAGAAUAAACUGACCUGGAACAAUGCAGAGACACGAUUCAGAUGGUUAGACGCAGCCGUGGUGGAGUACGUUCCUUGGGCACCCUCUGAACCUUCCACCUACAAAGGGGAUUGUGUCCAGAUACAUGGCAGUGACUAUAAAUAUUGGAGUCUCCAGUUUUGUGAGAAGAAACAGCCCUAUCUGUGCAAGAUGGCUGUGUACUGAAUGUAGCUGGAAGCACCUUGAAGGUUGGAAGCCAGAAUCUCCCUGGCUACUACAACAUCAGCCUGCUGACCCACAGAAGAAGCCUGCGCAUCAGACUUUCUUUUCCAUGUGGUGUCACUAAUCAAUAAACUCUAAUCCGAGGGCA